Molecule: messenger RNA, 1029 nt
Organism: Lodderomyces orthopsilosis Co 90-125
Lineage: Eukaryota; Fungi; Ascomycota; Pichiomycetes; Serinales; Debaryomycetaceae
Product: Fgr10 asparaginase
Exons: 1
Coding region: 1-1029 (342 amino acids)
Source: RefSeq, a predicted model, not a curated record
AUGUUGUACCCAGAACCAGUAGCAGUUACAUCCAUUUCAUUUAAACCAUCGGAAGUUGAUUCAUUAGAAACAGAUGAGUCCAUUUCAUCCAUUGAAUUAUCAUUGGCAAUUGAAUCCCUACCAGUUAAAACACCAUCAUCUGUUGAGGGUGCGUCAGUUGCAUCUUCACCAGCCCCAUCUACUUCAGUUGUAGCAUCAUUGGAUUUGCCUGCUACAAUACCACAGCCAUUCUUUGCUCCUUACAACGCUGUUAAUAGUACAUCAAACCAACAGCCAACUUCAACCUCCACUGACUUGUCCUUACCUUCGUCGAUUGGUAAUUCCGUGGAUCUGGGAGCUGUUCAAGCUACUAUCUCCCAGUAUGAAUCUAAUUCUCAAACUGAUAACGACCUCGUCAAAACAACCACCCCUACCAGUGUUGGGACUGAAAUUGUUGAGCCAAUUGCAGAGUUCAAUUUCUUGAAUAAAACCAAAACAUUGUUAUUGGAAACUACCAUCACUGAGAUAGUUGAAUCCUCAAAUAUUACUGGGGCUGUGGUUUCUGCUGCUGGCUCAAAAGAUGGUAACGUUAAAAGUGAAUCAUCUGUGGUAUUCGUUGUUGCUGAAAAUAAUGGAGUUGUUGCAACCACUAAAGCUGCAUCAUCUACUAAUGCUACUACCUUUACCAAGGCUACUACCUUUACCAAGGCUACUACAUCCACUAAUGCUACAGAAGCUACAACUACUGAAGCCGUUUCCUUCACUCUCAACUCAAGCUCCUCAUCAAGUAAAGUCGCCGACUUUUCAAGUGCCAAUACAUUACAGGCUGAUCCUGAUCCUGAUCAAAUCAUGGACGCUUCAGAAAAACAUUUUGACACUUAUGCCAUUACAACCAAUGUGGAAAUGGCUAGCUCAACAAAAAUUCCAGAAACAAGUUCAACAUCGGCUCCAUAUAUUACUACUUACGAAAAUAGUAGUUCUUCGGUUGGAUCAACAUUGUCUAUUCUAGUUGCUGUAUUGGCAACAGUUAUUAUUAAUUGGCUUUUGUAA